CUUACCCUCGGGAACAGUGAUACUGUGUGGUGUGUGCAAGUGCUAUACCUACUUAAUUGUACUUGUCGCCGACGACCAUCACCGCGAUACCGUUACUUGCCCAGCUCCUGCUACGUUUUAUUAUUUUCUCUCUUACCAGUCUUACCACGAGUAAUAAAUAAGCGUCAUCAUCAGGACCAGUACUGCAUCAGCAACCCCAUGAUCACCGAGGCGAGCAAGUGACGCCGCGCGCGGGGGGGGGCCUCGCAGAGAGAGAGAGAGGAGUGCGUGCAAGUGACAACACGCGCCAGCUGUACACGUACCUGAAGUAUAAUUAUCACUCAACUCAACAACCACAACCCGUCCUUUUGGGACUGCUGUACUCCUGAGAGAGAAAGAGAGGGGAAGCACAGCUGCCGGCAGUAACCUUAAAGCCAUGGCGGAGGAGAGCGUCGAGGCCAAGUCGGCAGGUCCCUCCUCGCCCAGGAGUCCCCAUGUACCCGGAACCGUUGUUGCUGCUGCUGUCCCCGCUACGACUGCUGCUAUUACCGUUACUAACGUCGCUGCUGCCAACAACAAUAAUCCUGCUGCUGCUGCUGCUACUGUAGCUGGAGCACCAGCAGCAGCAACAGCAACUGGUACCAGUACCUGCAGCUCAGCGCCAGUGAACCCUGGCAACGGGUCGGCCAAGGCCAGUGGUAGCCCUCGCUCGCCCCGGCAGCCGCGCAGGGUCAAGCUCAGCGAGCAUCAGCUGGACGGCUUGAGCAAGGACGAGCUGGCGGCCAAGUGGCGCGAGCAGGACUCCUAUGUGGACUUUUUGGAGUCUCAGGCGACGACCCUGGAAGGGGAUACUGUUUCAUUGAAAGAAUCGGAAGAAAAAUACAGACAGCAGUAUGCAGAAGCUUCCCACAGAGAAAAAAUCUUAGUAAGAAGAUUGGCUUCAAAAGAACAAGAAUUGCAAGAAUAUGCGAAUCAAUUGACUGAAAUGAAAGCCACCCAUGCACCGUCCGCUGCAGCUUUAAGGUCUACUCUUCUUGAUCCAGCUGUAAAUAUACUUAUACAAAAAUUACGGCAAGAAUUAAUAACAACAAAAGCUAAAUUAGAAGACACACAAAAUGAAUUGAGCGCCUGGAAAUUUACUCCAGACAGUAAUACUGGAAAGAGAUUAAUGGCCAAAUGUAGACUAUUGUAUCAAGAGAACGAAGAAUUAGGUCGUAUGAUAUCUAGUGGACGUAUAGCUAAAUUAGAAGGAGAACUAGCACUUCAAAAGAGUUACAGCGAAGAAAUGAAGAAGUCCCAAUCCGAACUAGACGAAUUCCUUCAAGAUCUUGAUGAAGACGUUGAAGGUAUGCAGAGCACAAUUUACUUUUUGCAACAAGAGUUACGCAAGGCACGUGACUCUGUAACCACGUUGCAAUUAGAAAACGCGACUUUAAGAUCUUCUGUAGGUGAAAACAAUUUGACAAAUGGCUUGUCACCGCAUACACCACCGAUUAAAAAAGACGAAGCUGAAGAGAACGUAGCGCCAGAGGUAACGAAGCCGAUAAAAAGCGAAGACAGUGACAGGUAUAAAGGUGCUAGGACUCCUCCGUUACCUUCCGAGAGUUCGACUCCAAGUGAGCGUGCGAGUGUAGAUAUUAAGCCAGAAAGAACAGAAAACAAAACGGAACAAAAUGACGAGAGCUCGAGUGACUCUGCAGCUUUGAUUAUUAAAGUGGAAAGCGAACUGUUAAGUGAGCGUGAAGAGGAAGACGAGUCGAGGUCCAGUAAAAGGACAUUAAGGACUAAGAGUAAUAACAGGAGCAGUGGCAAGACUAACGGGGAAGAAGUGUUAACAAGGACGACAAGGGGAAGGGAUAAAUCAAAGAGGGACAAAAGUGUGCUAAGUAGUGACGAUGAAAGGAUUCACAAAAAGAAACGCAGGGGCAGUCUUCUGUCCCUCGAGUGCAGCGAGGGAGGUGACGAGGACUCUCUGGUUAUAACUAACGGCGAGAUGCAAAGUGAUCCAGAGUGAACGUAAUGUAUGUUUGUAGCUAAUUACAACUAUGCAAAUAUCAAAGUUAACUGGUUUAAUGAGAAGUAUGAUUAUAUUAAUAAGUCAACGCGUUAUCAAAACUGACAAAGGUCACUUAUGAGUGACAACGAAAUUGUAUUAUAAACACAUAAUAAUUGUAUGAUUAUGAGAAAUUAUAGAAUUUUAACGGUUUACUUUUAUAAAAUUGAAUUUGUCAAAGUAAUCACAGUUAAUCAUCACACUAUUUAAUUUAAACAACAUCAACAUAUGUAUGCUUUAUUUUCAUCGGACAAUUCGUUAGUAUAUCUUCCAGUAUCAAUUGAGACUUUAUCCAUAAAUACACAGAUUAUUCAUUGGCACUAAUUCAAAUGAAUUUCAUAAUGUGUAUAAAUAUACAUAAAAAUUCCUAGUUAACAAUAUCUAUACUAAGCUUGUGUGUGGAAAAUGAAGUUUGUAUAUUAUGCUCUACAACUUGAUUUUCAAUUUACUCUGAAAUCGUACAAUUAGAUAAUCAUGCGGUUAAAAAAUAUAGAUUUUAAAAUUAUUUUCGAGAAAAUCACUUGUGGCAUAUUAUUAAAGACAAUUGUACAAAGUAUUCUAAUUAACGUUUUGAGUGAAAAGCGUUUAUUAACAUAAAUUCAUUUUUUAAUCAUUUUCAUUUUCAAAUCAAUCAAAUGGCUUAUGAGAUCGAUUUGUACAUUUACAAGCACUUGCAAAUGACGUACGCUGCAUCUUUUUUUUUACUUGGCAAUUGUCAAAUUUUUUUCUAUUUUGAAUUAAUUUGAAAAG
Copidosoma floridanum is the source of this 2782-nucleotide messenger RNA. RefSeq names its product Pre-mRNA-splicing regulator female-lethal(2)D (gene fl(2)d). The record is from RefSeq and is a predicted model, not a curated record. Gene Ontology annotation, cellular component: nucleus. Lineage: Eukaryota; Metazoa; Arthropoda; Insecta; Hymenoptera; Encyrtidae. Gene Ontology annotation, biological process: mRNA modification; regulation of alternative mRNA splicing, via spliceosome.